CCCCAAAUUUCCCGCCACAUCCAGCGCUUGCGCCCGAGGCAACAAAACAACAGCACACGAUCUACGGAGGAUCGCCAACUAUCAGAAGCCAGUCCAAGAGCCCGGGCUAAGCAGCCCCUACGACUCUGGCUGCCCACCUUGCUCCGGAAAGCAUCUGAGGCGAAGGAUCAGGAGGACAUGAUGCUCACCCCAGAAGCUGAGACCGUAGCGCUGGACACUUUCGACACCCCUUUCGCCUUCCUGCAACGGCAGAGCCCCGCCGAAUUAGAUCAUGUACCGCUUGCCCUGCCUUCCACCAACAAAGAAGUGGAUUUAUAUCGGGGUCAAAAAGGUGGACCACCGGACACUUUGUGGAGGACGUCCUCUUCCUUCAAGGAAAAAGGAACCUUGUCAGCGGCGGUAAGCCACCCUGACCUCUAUUGGUGUCGGAGCGAACCCUCUAGAAGAAGGGCCUUAACCUUUGACCUCGGUGACGCGAUCGCGGCCAACAAUCUGAGCAAGUCCCUUCCAAACGCAUCCUCGGACUCUGAUCUGUCUAGAAUGAGGCACCAGAGGAAAUCUCCCUCCCUUAGCAAUGUCAUCUCCGAAUCCCACUCCAGACAGAAAGAGAACAACUCAGCCAAGUUGCUUCUAAAAGAAAUGCAUUCGCACAAGCUCUAUAUGGGGGAGAAGGUCGCACAGGCACUUUCUGGUACAUUUGAAAGCCAGACGAAGGCUGGUCGCGUAGCGGCUAGUGUACAAUAA
Stegodyphus dumicola is the source of this 744-nucleotide messenger RNA. RefSeq names its product voltage-gated inwardly rectifying potassium channel KCNH6-like. Gene Ontology annotation, molecular function: inward rectifier potassium channel activity. Gene Ontology annotation, biological process: regulation of membrane potential; potassium ion transmembrane transport. The record is from RefSeq and is a predicted model, not a curated record. Gene Ontology annotation, cellular component: plasma membrane. NCBI's taxonomy places the organism in Eukaryota, Metazoa, Arthropoda, Arachnida, Araneae, Eresidae.